AUGUUUACUGUCAUCAAUUAAAAGUUGGGACUUACCAAAUCAGUGUUCAUUGAAAUAAACUAUAAGUACAUCUAUUAUUAAAUAUAAGAUAGGCUAUUGUACAAAAAUGUGAAAUCCAAAUUAUGGAGUUUUCUAAAAAUAAAGACAAUAAUUAAGGCGCAAUUCAAAAUCAAAAUGAUAAUUGGGUAUUUCAUGCAGAUGACUAUGGUUAAUUAAUGUGAGGUACCUCCCUAAAAAUUGUCCUUACUCAGACUUGUCAGAUUUAUGAGAUUUAUCAAGAUCAUACGUCUUUUGAGAUAGGCAAAAUUAAAGAUCUUUUUUGAUAAAAUAGAGGAUGCUGCGUAAUUAAAUAUCAUGCUGUCUACUAUUGUUAGCCUUAUUAAAUUGAGUGGAUUGUUAUUAUUUUGGUCUCAUUGGUUUGGAUGCAUCCUCCAUUACAUUGCUGUCAAUGAAGACUCUUAGAUCAAUUGGCUUAAUUAUUACGGCAUAUAUGAAGAAGGUUGGUCAGUUGAAUACAUCAACUCACUCUAUUGGGCUGUUAUAACUAUUAGUACUGUUGGAUAUGGAGACAUCUCUCCUAGAACUCCUUUGGAAAGAUUAUUUAGAAUAUUCUUUUUGAUGAUUGCCACUGUAGUUUUCUCUGUUACUUUAAACAACAUAAGUUAUAUCAUUAUAAGGAAUGGAAGAUAACAAGGCUGA
Messenger RNA from Paramecium octaurelia, 699 nucleotides. Lineage: Eukaryota; Ciliophora; Oligohymenophorea; Peniculida; Parameciidae. The record is from the annotation of a GenBank genome assembly.